This is a messenger RNA of Paramecium sonneborni, 3064 nucleotides long. The record is from the annotation of a GenBank genome assembly. NCBI's taxonomy places the organism in Eukaryota, Ciliophora, Oligohymenophorea, Peniculida, Parameciidae.
AUGAAUGACAUAUUUAGGAAAUCAUUUUAAGCUUCUACCAUUGAUACUAGAUAAAGAUUGGGAUCCAGGUAAUUUAAAUAACAUUAAGAUGCAUCUAUUCCUAUAUCAAUAGUUGAAUAAAAUGGAAUUGAAAGAUGGAUUAAUGAUAUAUUGAAGGAAGCUUGCUUAAAUGAAAAAUAAAUCAGUUUAAGCAAAUUAGGACUUGAUAGAAAUUCUUUAAAGGUUGUAAAUGACUCUCUAAUUUUGAUUGUAGAGUGCCGGAGUUAAGGAUGAAGACGUUGGUAGACUCUAUAGAAGUAUGUUUGUCUAUACAGUGGGAUUUUAUGAAAUGCUUCAUGAAAUUCUUAAAAAUUUAUAAUUAACUGCUUCGAUUUGGAAAGUUUUUGGGAUUCUUUUAGAAUAUGUUGCAAAAGGGGAUUUUUAUUUUACAAUAAAUUAAAUUUAGUAAGAAAGUUAAUAAAAAAUUGAAGAGCUCAAUCAAACAUUAGUUUAAAGAGAAACUUAAUUUAAGGUUAUAGAAAAUUAGGCCAAAGAGGAAAUAAAUAAAUUAUAGAAUAUGUUAUAAGAUACAACUGAUUAAAAUUAUGUGUUAAAAUUACAAAGAGACAAUGCAGAAAUAGAUUUUCAUUAAUCUAAUACUGCAUUUGAAGAAGAAGUUGCAUUAAGAAUUAAGUUUGAAUAUCGGAUCAAUUAAAUUACAUCUGUAUAUAGAGAAUUAGGUUAAGAGUACACUAAAAUUGUGGAGGAAUUUAAAGAGAUAAGAGUAUUAUAUGAUAAAAUUAGCAAUGAUUUAAUGAAAUCUUAAAAAUAAUUGGAAAUUUUAAUAGAAGAAAAAGAAAUUAGAGUAAAUGAAAUCUCUCAUCUCAAAUAGACAAUAGAAAAUUUGAAAAGAUAAUUAGAUGAAAAAUAAUAUAAACUUCAAAUUAAUGAAAUCAAAAUUAGUAAAUUAACUAAAAAUUCUGCUAAUGAUUAAAGCAAUUCUAUGAAUUAUGAAUAUUAAUUUAAUUAGUUAUCUAUGCAAUUUUCAAAAUUUAAAGAGGACAAUAUUCACAAGUAAUUUAAUUUUAAAAUAAUUUCUAGAUUGCAAGAAUUAGAAAAAUAUCAAAGGAACUAUUAAGAUCUUUUAGAUGUGAAUUUGAAAUUAACAAAUGAGAAUUAAAUAUUAAAAUAAUAAAAGUUUGAUUUACAAACAGAAAAUUAAAAAUUAAAAAUUUCUAUUGAUUCGUUUGAACAAUUAGAGAAAGGUUAUAAAUCGAGUAUUUUAUAAUUGUAAAAGGAAAAUAGAGAAUUAAUAGAAGAACAUGAUAAAGAAAUUAAAAAGUUUUAAAAAAUGUAAGUAGAAUAUUCAUUUGGAGUUUAAAGAAUAGAAAUUUAAUAGAAUGAAAUAUUAGCUUUAAAUUAAAAUAUAUAAUAAAUGAAAAUUGCAAAAAUUCAUUUAGAUGAAUUAUUUAUUAAAGAAAAGGCCCAAGUGGAACUACUAUAAAAUAGUUUAGAAGGAAAAGAAGAAACAAUAAUAGAUUUAGAAAAAUGUUUAAGUUUCAGUCAAUAAAGAUUGCAUACUCUUACAAUGGAAUUGAAUGAAUAGGAGAAUAAAAUAAAAUUAAAUUUAUAGGAAUUUGCAGCAGCUGAAUUAUUGAAUAAUAAAAAAAUUGAAUAAUUGUAAGAAACUAUAGACAAUCAAAGAUAAGAAUUAAUUAACGAGAGAGAUAAACUCGAAGCACUUUAAAAUGAAUUUGAUUCUUAAAGAAAAGAAUUAGUUGAUAUUUUAUCUUUAUAUAAAGUCAAGGUUUUUGAAAACAAUAAUUUAGUUACUAAAUAAUUAUUUUCAGAUCGAGUCAUAAAUGAUGAUAAUCAAAGAAUAGGUGAAUUUAUUAAUGAAAUUGCUGAUAUAAGAGUAAAGUAUGAAGAAUGUUAAAGAAAGUAUAGAUUACUUGAAAUAAAAUUUAAUGAAUAAGAAAAAUUAGGGAAUAAAGAUAAAUCGUUUUUAGUUGAAAGAAAUGCCAUUAAAAUUAACAAUUAUAAAAUGAUGUUAAAAGAAAUGGUUUCUAAGAUGAAACUUGAAGAUGCUUUAAGUUAAUGGGAUAGAACAAAUUAAAAACUGAUUAAUUUAGAUAAAUCUUAUAAAAAUCUUUUUGAAUAAACAAAAACACUCAAAAAUGAAAAUGCUUAAUAAAUCAAAAACAUUGAGCAACUAAAUAUCAAAUUAAAGGAACAGCUUAACUUAAAUUAAAAACUAAAAACUGAUUAUAACAAAAGAUCAAAUGAUUACAAAAUAAUUAAGUUCAAAUCUCUUAUUUACUGUGCGAGUCUAAAAGAUGUGAAUUAAUAAUUGAAAUAAUAAACUGAUAACUUAUUUUAAUUAUAAAGUAAUAAUGAAGAAUUAAAGAAUGAAUUAUUAAGAGUAAGAGAAGAAAAUGCUAAAUAAAAAUAAUAAAUAAUAAGAUAUAGACUAUCUGCUUAGGGUUAAUAAUAAUAAAACUAAAUAGAAGAUUAAGAUUAAUACAAUAAUUUCUAAAAUUAAAAUAAUUAUUCUACUCUUAACAAGUCUGAAGAUUUUAAAACAUAAAAUUCAUUCGACGAAUAAUCUAUUUCAAUUAAUAAUUCUAUUUUUUUAAGACAUUAAACAAAUUUGCUUAAGAAAUCUAAAUUUUAAGUUGAAGUUGAAAAAAUAGAGUAGGAUAUUUAAUUAAAAUAAUCUGAAGUUUAUUAAUUCAAGUUAGAAUAAUUAUCAUAAACUAUUGAUACUAAAUAAUAUUAAUCAAUAGAAAAUUAAUCUUAAUCUUAAGUAAAGAAAUUAAAUAGUAUUUAAAAUAAAGAUGAUAUUCUUAAUGCUAAUCUAAAUUAGUUUUCUUUUGAAAAAGAUAAAAAUUAAUAAACUCCUUUAAUAUAAUCUCGUAGCAUUAGUGUAAGUCAAGGAAGCAAGAGUUAAAGAAGUAAUAAAUCUUAAGGUUAAAUGGAUUUUGUGGUGAGAGUCAAAAAAAAUACUUUAACAUAAAAUGCUAAGAUGACAUCAAAAUAAUUUGGAAGAUUAUUUUAAAUCACAAGAGGGCAUUAUCAAUCUUGA